ACAAAGGAUCCGCGCGAGUGCAUGUGUAUCAACUUGUUAUCGCAUAUUUGUCUAUAGCAGGAAGUAAAUAGAUAUUAUAAAACUAUAAAUAAGCAGAGAGAAGAAACAUAAAUCCACCCAUUUGACUUUUUGGUGAAAAGUACCUGCAAUAGAAUGGACACCACAUAUUAAAGUCAUUGGAAAGUUGUGCCAGUGCUAAUCAACACAUUUCUGGUGGACAAUUGAAUACGUCCGAGUAGUCUUUUAAUGAGGAAAGAAGGCAUUGGAAUUACAAAAUCAAUACAAUCAAUUUAAUUGACACCUGAAGGACACGAAGAUGGCUGCGGUGAUGACAAGACGCGAGGUGGGCGUUCGUGACGUGGGAUCUACCGUGCACGUGCCGGAUGACGUCAAAGCAAAACUGAUGUUCUACCUAAAAUGUAUUUGUGAUCUCAUCAAUCUGGAGGAGCGAGAUGAGGAUAUGAACAGACUGACAGACUACCGGAGAUAUUAUCUUCUAACGGAGACAGAAAUAGACCAACUCACCAUUAUGUGCUUGCUUUUGUCGCCCAGCCUUUUAACGGACAAGUGUAUAUUUCACAACGAGGAAAUGUGUGGAGAUUCCAGGAACAAGUUUUUCGAAAUAUCUUCAGUCAAUCGACAGCUGCUGGUGUCAAACAACAUUAUGAUUGGUGGAACGCAAACACGCGUCAACCGAAUCAUGUGUUUCAAAAUGGAGUGGAUGGUGGAGAAUUACUUCAUACCGAUACUGAUACUGAAGAGUAGACUCGAACUGAAAAUGCAGAUAGCAGAAGAAAUCGUGGCAAGUCACCAAAGGCAGGAAGCCGCUGAUGACUGCUGUUGCACUAUUCUGUGACGAGUCGACACGAGUGUGCAUGUUCAGGAUUAUAUUCCCCUCGUUAUUAUCUAUUUCAUCAAACUUUAUCUUGAAAUAUCAUGUAUCAGUUGAGCAUGACACAAUUGACUGUUGUAAUAUGGUAUUGUCUCGUAAAGAACUAUAAAUACGCUGUAACUUCUUCAGACAAAUUGGCAAUCAGACAUAUAUCGACAGAAUUGUACGGCAAUGUUGUAAAUAUAUCCAUCGUUAUUGUUCACGAUUUUUAUUUUCAAUAAUAAAAUAUUAUUGUUCAAGAUUUUUAUUUUCAAUAAUAAAAUAUUAAAGUUU
Messenger RNA from Pecten maximus, 1165 nucleotides. RefSeq lists its product as uncharacterized. Lineage: Eukaryota; Metazoa; Mollusca; Bivalvia; Pectinida; Pectinidae. Bases 317 to 856 code for a protein of 179 amino acids. The record is from RefSeq and is a predicted model, not a curated record. The transcript has a single exon.